AGAGAUGCAGAGGACAAAGGUGACCCCGAACACUGUGUGACGCAGCAUGCAGGACCACUGAGAGGGCUGGCCGAUGAAAGUGAGAGAGCAAAGGAAACACAGGGUGAGCGAGAAGAGCAGCAGGAAGCUCAGCUCUGAGUUGUUGGCCCUCACAAUAGGAGUUCUGUCCAAGCUGUACUGACAAAGCCUGGAGACUUCAUAAUCGGAGGUGUAUUCAUAAUACACACCUCCCUGAAAACGACAGAGCUCAUGUUCACACAUGCUCCAGAGCCACUGCAGUGCAGCGGCAGUUUUGAUUUCAGAGAGCUGCACUUUGCCCGAGCCAUGACCUUUGCCACUGAGGAAAUCAACAACAGCACAGAACUGCUGCCUGGGAUCAGGCUUGGAUACCAGAUCUACGACUCCUGUGCCUCCGUGUCACUGGCCACAAAAGCCGCUUUCCAGCUGAUCAAUGGCCUGGAGUCAACCUUCUCUCUCAGUGCACCAUGCUACAAGUCCGCCACGGUUUCUGCCAUUGUGGCUGAGUCUGGUUCCACAACUUCCAUUGCUAUGGCCCGAGUCCUCAGCCCCUUUGGCAUCGCUCAGGUGAGCCACUUUGCCACCUGUGCCUGCCUGAGCAACAAGCAGCAGUACCCUACCUUUUCCAGGACUAUUCCCAGUGACCAAUUUCAGGCAGCAGCUCUUGUCCAGCUGGUCAAGCACUUUGGCUGGACAUGGAUUGGAGUAGUGCACAGUGACUCAGACUACGGGAACAGUGGCAUGGCAGCCUUUCAAGCAGCAGCUAAGACAGAGGGAAUCUGUAUUGAAUACUCAGAAGCUUUCUACAGGACCAACCCCCUCUCACGCAUUCAACGGGUGGCCGAGGUUAUCCAGAGAUCUACUGCUCGGGUGGUCGUGGCAUUCGUUUCCACUGGUGACAUGAUUGUGCUGUUGAAAGAGCUGUUGGAACUCAACCUUCCUCCACUGCAGUGGGUUGGAAGUGAGUCAUGGAUCACCAACUCCGACAUGACCCGAUUUAACAUUUUUCUCGGUGCUGUGGGGUUUGGCAUUCGCAGAGCUGUGAUACCAGGCCUACGGACUUUCCUGCUAGACCUGAGCCCAGCACAAGCAUCUGCUUCACCUAUCUUACGAGAAUUCUGGGAACGCGCAUUCAGGUGUCGUUUGGCAAGUGGUCCAGUAGGACCUGGGGAGCGAGUCUGUAAUGGAAGUGAAAGUCUGCAGCAGCUGCAGAAUGCCUACACGGACACAUCCCAGCUGCGCAUCACCAACAUGGUGUAUAAGGCAGUGUACGCAGUGGCACAUGGCCUGCACAGCCUUGUGUGCACACAGAAGAACGGCUCCACCCUGCAAUGUGACCGUGGAAUGAAGCUGAACCCUUUGCAGGUCCUGAAGCAUAUCCGUAAGGUGAACUUUACUCUUAAUGGGAACCGCGUCUCCUUUGAUGCCAACGGAGACCCUGUCGCUACCUACGAGCUGGUGAACUGGCAGCUGUCAGAGAACGGGCAGGUGGAGUUUGUGAAUGUGGGCUACUAUGACGCAUCUGCACCGGAAGGGGAGCUCCUCACAAUGACCAGGAACAUCACAUGGACAGGCGGCCUGUCAGAGGUACCCAAGUCAGUGUGCAGUGAGAGCUGUCCCCCAGGAACUCGCAAGGCUGUACAGAGAGGAAAGCCUGUCUGCUGUUACGACUGUGUGCCCUGUGCUGAGGAUGAGAUCAGCAACAAGACAGACUCCCUGGACUGUGUCCGCUGUCCUUCCGAUGCCUGGCCCAACCCCCAGGGAGACGCCUGCAUCCCAAAGCCCAUCGAGUUCCUCUCAUUCAGCGAGUAUCUGGGAAUCAUUCUGGCUGCAAGCUCAGUGGUUGGAGCAUGUCUUGCCAUUGCCAUCGCAGCUGUGUUUUACCUGCAUAAGGACACUCCUAUUGUGAGGGCCAACAACUCAGAGCUGAGCUUCCUGCUGCUCUUCUCGCUCACCCUCUGUUUCCUUUGCUCUCUCACUUUCAUCGGCCGGCCCUCUCAGUGGUCCUGCAUGCUGCGUCACACAGUGUUCGGGGUCACCUUUGUCCUCUGCAUCUCUUGUGUUCUGGGCAAAACGAUAGUGGUGUUGAUGGCCUUCAGGGCUACACUUCCAGGCAGCAAUGUCAUGAAAUGGUUUGGACCUCCACAACAGAGACUCAGUGUUCUUGCAUUCACUUUCGUACAGGUCCUCAUUUGUGUGCUCUGGUUAACAUUAUCCCCUCCUUUCCCCAACAAGAACAUGAAGUACUACAAAGACAAGAUCAUUCUCGAGUGUGACGUGGGCUCAGCCGUGGGCUUCUGGGCUGUGUUGGGCUACAUUGGUCUCCUCUCUCUCAUGUGCUUUGUACUGGCUUUCCUGGCCAGGAAGCUGCCCGACAACUUCAACGAAGCCAAAUUCAUCACAUUCAGCAUGCUCAUAUUCUGUGCGGUGUGGAUCACCUUUAUCCCGGCCUAUGUCAGCUCACCGGGCAAGUUCACUGUAGCUGUUGAGAUCUUUGCUAUAAUAUCCUCCAGUUUAAGUUUGGUCAUGUGUAUAUUUGUUCCUAAAUGUUUUAUUUUACUGUUUAAACCAGAGAAGAACACCAGAAAGCACAUGAUGGGUAAAGUUCCCUCUAAAGCUCUUUGA
Messenger RNA from Scleropages formosus (Asian bonytongue), 2643 nucleotides. RefSeq names its product extracellular calcium-sensing receptor-like. Gene Ontology annotation, biological process: G protein-coupled receptor signaling pathway. Lineage: Eukaryota; Metazoa; Chordata; Actinopteri; Osteoglossiformes; Osteoglossidae. The coding region runs from base 250 to 2643 and encodes 797 amino acids. The record is from RefSeq and is a predicted model, not a curated record. Gene Ontology annotation, cellular component: plasma membrane. Gene Ontology annotation, molecular function: G protein-coupled receptor activity. The transcript has 7 exons.